GUGUGUGUGAGAUGUGAAAGUGUCUCACCAACAAUGAGCUAAAUCUCUCCUUCUGACGCAGUUUAGGACGUUUUUGGACCUUUCCUGACAUAUUUAUUUAAAACUUUAGGAGGCAGAUAUAAGAUCAGCGUCAUGGGGGAACCGCAGCAGGUCAGCGCCCUCCCGCCCCCUCCCAUGCAGUACAUCAAAGAAUACACAGAUGAAAACAUCCGCAAAGGUCUGGCUCCGAAGCCUCCUCCGCCCAUCAGAGACAGCUACAUGAUGUUCGGAAACCAGUUCCAGUGCGACGACCUGAUCAUCCGCCCUUUGGAGAGCCAGGGCAUCGAAAGACUGCACCCGAUUCAGUUCGACCACAAACGUGAACUAAAGAAACUCAACAUGUCAAUUCUGAUAAACUUCCUGGACUUGUUGGACAUUCUUAUUAAAAGCCCUGGGAGUAUAAAGCGCGAGGAAAAGCUGGAAGACAUUAAGCUUCUGUUUGUUCACAUGCAUCACUUGAUAAAUGAAUACAGACCACACCAAGCCAGAGAGACACUGAGGGUCAUGAUGGAGGUACAGAAACGACAGAGGCUGGAGACGGCCGAGCGCUUUCAGAAACAGCUGGAGCGAGUGGUGGAGAUGAUCCAAGGCUGCCUCGCUUCGCUGCCCGACGACCUGCCUCAGAUGGACGGGGCUGACGGCUCCGGUGAAGCGCUACGGAGCACACCUGCCGCGCUGGCCCCCGCGGCGGCUCCACCCGGGAUGAUGUCUGAGCCCAUGGACGUGGACGAGCCAGGCGCCAGCUGUAUGUCCACUACGCAACAGGACAAAGCCACGACUGGUCUAAAACGGGACAAGAUGUGGGACAAAGACGCAGCCAUGUGUAGUAUCAUUGAUGAAAUCGCGUAGCUCACACAAUAUGUAAAUGUCUUAUUUUGGUUUGAAUGGGAUUUGGUGUAUUUUUUAAAUCAGACCUGUUCUGCAAAUGCAACUUUUCAGAGUUUUAACCGUGUUUGUAGUUGUUUCCCUUCAGCAUUUACUCAUUGAAAGUUGUAUUUGGAGUGAACCAUGUUUGAGUAAUCUUUAAUCUGUUAUUUUUAAGACGCCAUUUUGUCGAUUUCCCCCUGUUAAACCUCCACUGUGACACGCCCGCUGUGACGUCCGCACUUCCUUCUCCAGUUUUAUUUUCUUAAUCAGUGAUACUCGUAGGAUUCGGCAGCGUCGCGUCGUCAUUUUGGUACAAAUGUCUGCGUAAUCGUCCAGGUCUGAUCCAUAGUAAAAAGCCGACGUUAACUCUAUCAACUCGACAAAACUCCUACAACGUUUUGUCCAGUUGAAAGAUUUAACUUCGGCUUUUACUAUUUUGGUACAAAUGAAAAAAAAAAGUGCUGCUCUAGCUGUCCGUAGGGGGCGCUGACAGCACGCGGAGCUUUGUUGUGAUGACAUUUACAGCCCAUUGGUUUUCGAACUUGAAAUCGUCUGCCGUGCUUCUUUUAUCAAGUCGUUUUAGAUGAAUAUUGUGAUUUAAAACAUGUAAAUUACAACAAAAUGAUCCACGAGCGUCACAGAUUAUAACUCCAGAGCACAAUGGGUCUGAUUUAAAACACCACCACAGUCGUAUAAUCACGCCUCAUUGAAAUAGAACUCCUCUAUUUCCAGUGUUGUUUUUGUUCAUCCAAAUAAAGUCCUGGUGAAACAUUGU
Messenger RNA from Periophthalmus magnuspinnatus, 1681 nucleotides. RefSeq names its product mediator complex subunit 7 (gene med7). Gene Ontology annotation, biological process: regulation of transcription by RNA polymerase II. Gene Ontology annotation, cellular component: mediator complex. NCBI's taxonomy places the organism in Eukaryota, Metazoa, Chordata, Actinopteri, Gobiiformes, Gobiidae. The record is from RefSeq and is a predicted model, not a curated record. The coding region runs from base 133 to 888 and encodes 251 amino acids. Gene Ontology annotation, molecular function: transcription coregulator activity. The transcript has 2 exons.